This is a messenger RNA of Symsagittifera roscoffensis, 2007 nucleotides long. RefSeq lists its product as uncharacterized. The coding region runs from base 531 to 1865 and encodes 444 amino acids. The transcript is spliced from 4 exons. The record is from RefSeq and is a predicted model, not a curated record. Lineage: Eukaryota; Metazoa; Xenacoelomorpha; Acoela; Convolutidae.
ACAAUAGAGAAAUUUUAUACCUUAUUUUACACCAAAUUGUUUAAUUAAGAUUCGCAAUAUUUGUUAUGUUCAAUUUUUAUUAUAGCGUCGCUCAACAAUUUGAAGUUAAACCAUUUCAGCAUUAGUUAUGCAAGCACUAUUUAUUCUUCGCAUCAUUUAUAUUUUUAAGAAGCACACAUUUGCUAGCUUGUAAGUAAACUAAAGCAUACCAGGCCUUACAUUCUUUUUGUCCUUUUAUUCAUUUUUUUUUUCAAUAUGUUAGAGUGAAAAAACGUUGAACCAACCAGUUUAUGUGUUUUAAAUGUCGGUCAUUCGGCUGGAACAACACGAGUGAAGUGGAACUAAUCCAAAAGCUGAAGUCAUCAGCUGACAUUUGAUUUAUCAGUUACGCAACGAAAACGCUGCUUUUUUACUUCUUAGAACACUUGUUAAAAUUUAUGUUGGUGCUCUUUUUUUACCACUUGUCUUUAUUUUGUUUCUUCUGAUUCAUCUAAUGCUACUGUUGCAUAAAUGGAGACUUAAAAAUUACUAUGAACACGCGUAGGUUUUGCCGCAAGAACGCAACCGCAAUUCAAUUUGCUAUUUUGUUUUGUCUCCUUUUUUACUUGAUUUACCACUUGAAAAAUAUCAAAAUUAAAAAAGGCUUGAAAUAUGGACAGACGAUUAAGCACAACCAGAACCCAUCAGAGGACAAUGUUUACAAAAACAUUGAAAACGGUCCUGGUGACGGUGAAAAGAAGGGUAGAGGUCAUAUAAGGACAGAUUUUGGGCUGUUCACGCUGCCAGAGAGAAUCCAGAUGUCGAGAGAUUACAUCUUAAGGCAAAUCAAAUCAGACAAUAGUUUCAUAUACAGAGUCAACAUGAACAAAAAUGUGCAUAUCUCUGAGAGCUAUAACUUAUUACGUCACGCAGGGACAAUCUACUCGCUAGCAACAAUCAACGAAGAGUUCCCCAGUACUUCAUUAGAAGAUGCAAUCACCAAGACUGCCUCUUGGCUCAUCUCCCGUUUGGAGCCAGUGAAAAACAAUGACAACGUACUGGCCGUGUGGUCUAAGUACCCCGAGACUAAAAUGGACGACCAGGAGGCCAAAUUGGGAGGAGCCGGGUUGUCUCUGGUUGCCUUUACGAAAGCCCAAAAAAUAUCCCAAAGUUUAAUUUCUGUUGAAACUAUGGAAAAAAUAGCAGCUUUUAUUGAAUCUAUGCAAAAACCGAGCGGACAGUUUAGUUCAAAGUUGGAUAAAAACUCAGCCGUAACGAGUUUCAUCUCGUUGUAUUACCCAGGAGAGGCGUGUUUGGGUUUGACGAUGUUUCACCAGUUGACUCGCGAGGAAAAAUGGUUCACAGUGGCCCUGAAGGCCAUGAAGUAUCUGGCGUCGCAGCGGGAGAGUCAAGCAGUGGGUGAGGUGUUGCCAGACCAUUGGGCUCUUAUUGCGACCCGAGAACUGCUCAAGUCCGAUCUACUAAGACCCAUGGACCGAGAUAUGCUGAUUAAACAUGCACUCAAGGUAUCGACUAAACUGAUAUCGGAGCAGAAAAGGAUGCCUGGGGAAGGGAGGGUGAAGUUCUCGUUCGACUCCAAUGGAGGCCUCAGUCCCACCUGCACACGUCUCGAAGGUCUCCUCGCUAUCAUGCAUCAGGUUGAAUUCUCGAAAUUACCCGAAGGAAUGCUGGACACUGUUGAAAAUGGAAUCAAAUUUGUCAUCGAUAACCAAGAGAUAUCAGGGGAAUUCAAAGGCGGCUUCAGACGCCAAGUGAUGGAAAGCAAAGACUCAAGAGAACUCGAUAUCAGAAUAGACAAUGUGCAACACUGUGUGACUGCACUCGUUAAGUACUACCAAUUGGCUCAAAAAUGGACUCAAAAAUAGAAUCCUAACAGAAAACAUUAAACCACAUUUUCCAAAAUUAUUAGAAAAUUUAAUAAAACUUCAAAUGUCCACAUGCAAUUUUAAGUGCCUUUGUUUUGGUGUAAUUUUUAUAUCAUUGUACAAAAACGUUGAAGAAUUGUCA